Sinocyclocheilus anshuiensis is the source of this 793-nucleotide messenger RNA. RefSeq lists its product as uncharacterized. The transcript is spliced from 4 exons. The record is from RefSeq and is a predicted model, not a curated record. Gene Ontology annotation, cellular component: axonemal microtubule. Gene Ontology annotation, biological process: flagellated sperm motility. Bases 30 to 641 code for a protein of 203 amino acids. NCBI's taxonomy places the organism in Eukaryota, Metazoa, Chordata, Actinopteri, Cypriniformes, Cyprinidae.
CCUGCUUCAACUGCUCUGCUGCUUUAAGGAUGAGUCAGCCUGGUAAAUACAGCACCAACAAAGUACUCAUUGGUAACUGGGCGGAGGAGAGAUUACAUUUCACUAGGGACUGCGAGACGGCGAACAGCAGCUACAGGAUGGACUACACGCCCCACAGGUCACACAAGCCCAAUGUUGUCACGUGCCAAAGGGCUCUUCGUAGCUCAGAGGGUCUUCCCUUAAGGCAGUUAUUUUCUCAUCAUGAUGUCCCCUCCUCCCACUGUCUGGUGACACUCUAUGAUGAGUCGUACGGGCGGCAGGCCUCCUCCUCUCUGCCCACACUGCACUCCUGGUACUCUUUCAAACUGGCUGGGCUCCCAGAGAGGUCAGAUCACCCAAUCCAAGGCCCUCCUACUAAUUUUGGCUUGGCAGAGUCUUGGCGGGCUCAUAUGGAACAACAGCGGGCAGUUGUGCCCGCACUAAGCGAGUAUAGGGCUUCAUACCCUCUGCACCCCAUCAGCGCCUUCUGUUAUUCUCACCACGUCAGCAUGCCCAAGCGCUUCUCCAGCAGUCAGCACCCUGCCAAGCACAGCAACGAGGACCUGGCACUGAAACCCAGACCCUGCAGGCAGGUCUCCACUAAUCCAGCCAGCCUGCUGUGACCCUUACCCGUUGUCUCACCACCUUCAGCCCUCCAGUACCACACAGACUGGCCUCAGCCUGGGGAGAGGGCUUGGAAUACCUUGUUUUACUGAUCAAUGGCACUUAAAACAAAAGGAACAGGAGCAUUCCACUGUGUUUGCAGAAAGUCAAA